GUGCAACGCCUGUCCCCGCUGAUGUCAUCCUGUCACCCGCACUCGGAAAGCAUGUGGGGACGCAGCCCCUUGCUGCCAUGGGAGAAGGGGCUGGCUGGGGACAGCCACUGCUAAGAAGCCACCCCUCCACCCCCCAACUUGUCAUCCCUCUAAUCUGCAGCCACCCUGGUCCUGAUGAGGCCACCGCUGCUGCCGCUGCCUGUCCUGUGGGUGCCGUGGCUCCUGGGAAGCCCUGCAGAGGGCAAGGGAUGCAACCGGACAGCAGAGUCAGGGCUGGAGGGACAGGAUGCACCCGGUGAUGGAGGGACCCUCCUGAACCUCAGCGUGAGUGACCACGGCCGGUCGGACUCCCUCCUCCUGUCCUGGGAUGAGCUGGAGGGGGGUGCCGAGGGAUAUUCACUCGCCCUCUCCUCCCUGGAGUCGGGCACGCCACUGCAGAAUGGAUCUGCUGGACCCAACAUCACCAGCUUCUGGUUCCACGGGCUGACCCCUGGCAUGCGCUACAAGAUUGAGGUGACAGCCACGCUUGCCUGCAUGGAGACCACCAGCCAGACGGUCACAGCACAGACAAGUCCUUCACCCGUCCGCAACCUGAGCCUGAGCAGCGUCGGGCGCUCUGCCGCCCUGCACGCCUCCUGGGCGCCCGCCCGCGGGCAGCGAGACGGCUACCGUGUGACAGUAUGGAGGGACCUCAGGAGCCCCUCAGCUCACCCGGGAGAUGUGGGGCAGGCAUCCCCCCACAGACCCCUGCCGGACCUUCAGCCCCCAUGGCAGCACAGAGAGCAGUGGGGGACCCUGGGUGGGGAGAAGGGUCCAGGGAGCCCCAGCCCCAGUGCUGACCCUCGCUGCCUCCUGCUCUUCCCCUCAGCUCCCUCCAUCCCCACCCAGCUGAGGCUCAGCCCGGGCUCCAGCACCAGCCUUGUUGCCUCCUGGGUGGGCGCUGGGGGGGCCGCCUGGCUGCACCUCGUGCUCCGCAACCUCCUCACCCAGACCGUGACCACCACGCUGUCGGCCAGGAGGGGCCUCACCACCUACACCUUCCAGCAUCUCCAGCCUGGCACCCGGUACUGGCUGGGGCUGAGCGCCACGGCAGGGCCCUACACUGCGGAGGGGCCCAAUGCCACCGCCUGGACGUACCCCCUGAGCCCUGGCAAUGUGACCCUGAGCAGCGCAGAGGAGCAGAGCUCCUUGCAGGCUUCCUGGAGCACCCCUGCAGGAGAGAGGGACUUCUACCUGGUGAUGCUGCAGGAGGGGGAGGAGGGUGCUCUGACCAGGAACAUCUCCGUCGGCGGAGACAACAGUCAUGUCACCUUCCACGGGCUGAGCCCUGGGAAGCGAUACUCUGCCCAGGUGACGGCGGUGGCCGGGCCUUACCGGGCGUCAGCCCGCAGCACAGCAGCCUGGACAAGAAAGCAGAAAGCCCGAGCGUAGCCGCUAGCACCAUCUGGUGUGAGUCUGGCCAGCCAGGGCAGCCCCUACAGCCUACUAGCCAGCUGGGAGGAGGCAACGGGAGAGGGCUACCUGCUGGCCUUCAGCCCCGUGGAGCACCCAGUGAAGAACAGCUCUCUGCUCAGAGGCGUCACCAACGUCACCUAUGAGGGCCUCCGUCCUGGGACCCUCUACACCCUUGAGGUCAGCACCGUGGCUGGCCCCUACACAUCCACACCCCGGCGCAUCAGCAACUGGACAUGUCCUUUGCCCCCAGAGCAGCUGACCCUCAGCAAUCAGGGCCACAGCACCUCUCUGCAAGCCUCCUGGAGAGCAGAUCCUGCUGGCAGCACGGGCUACACAGGCACCCUCCGGGAAACCAAGUCCCGGGAGCAGGUCGGGAACAUGACUGUGGGGAACAACUGGACAAAUAUCACCUUUGAGGACCUGGUCCCCGGGCGACAGUAUACACUGGAGGUGGCUGCUAUGGCUGGACCUUACAGAUCCCCCGUGCGAUCAGCCACAGACUGGACAUACCCCCUUGCUCCGGCUGGCGUGAUGCUGACCAACACCCGACGCCCGCUGGGACUCUCUGCCUUCUGGGACAAGGCUGCUGGCGAUGUGGACCAGUUCCACCUCCAGCUCUACAGCAAGAGCCAUCCAAUGCAGAGGAACAUCUCAGUGGGGCCAAACACUCACAACUUCACCUUCCUGGGGCUGUCCCCUGGCAUUCAGUACUUCCUGAAGGUGACUGUUGUCGCUGGCCCAUACAGAUCCUCAUCACACUUUGCCACCGAGUGGACAUAUCCACUGUCUCUGGCUAAUGUGAGUGUACAGCCUGGCCAGAGACCCCAGGAGCUACAUGUGAGCUGGGUGGAGUCAGGCGGUGGCAGAGACCACUGGGUACAGCUCUCGGUGGCUGAGUCCCUGUCCGUCAUCAGGAAUGUGUCCGUCCCCCGUGGAGUCAGCCAGCUUGACCUGGAGGGUCUGGUGCCAGGGUCCCGAUACCGUGUGGAGAUAAUUUCUCAGGCUGGCCCUCAUCGCAUCUCCUCUCAGACUGCCAUCGGCUACACUGGGCCAGGCACUGCCUGGGCUCUGGCUGUGCACUGGGAGGCCCCUCCUGGGCAGAGGGAUGGAUACCUGCUCAGCGUGCACGAGGAGGGCUCUUCUGCACCAGCAAGGAACCUGGCAGCAGGGAAGGACAGCACCAAUGUCACCCUGGCACAGCUGGCACCGGGAACUUGCUACCUUGUUGGGAUCUGGGCAAUAGCUGGACCCUACCGCUCCCUCCCCACAAACAUCACUGGCUGCACAGCUCCUGCUGCACCAACAAACCUGAGCCUUACCAACCCAGGAAGCUCCUCAGAGCUUUACACAUUCUGGAACAAGCCCCCCGGCAGGCGGGACCACUACCGCGCUGUUCUGUAUAGCCUCAGCCCCCAGGGCAGGGAUCGGGUCCAGACCCUGAGUCCAGAUGCCCAGAACAUCACCUGGACUCACCUGGAGGCAGGCAGCAGGUUCGCUGUGCAGGUCACUGCUGUGAAAGGCUCCUUCGAAGCCUCCUCCACCAACGUCACCCAAUGGACACGUGAGUCUGAUGGGCUGGGUUGGACGCAGCACUCCCCCGUGCCCCAGGGCCUCCAUCUGGGCCUCACAGAGCACCCACCCCCACCUUCCCCAUCCCAAACCAUCCCUGCUGUGCCCCUUGCUUCUGCAUAGCUGCCCCAUCUUCCUGCUCACUCUGCAAGCCCUGGGGGUGUUGCACUCAGAGCCACAUGCNNNNCCUUCCACACCAGCACCCCCAACCUCACCCACUGCACACGCCCAUUGCCCCCAGCCGCCGUGCACUGGCUGAGCACGGGGCACCCCGACAGGCUGAGCGCGUCCUGGGGGGCCGCAGCCGGGGAGCAAGAUGGCUAUGUGCUGACCCUGUACCACAGGCGGCUGGGCACCGUGACAGCUACGGCCUCACUUGGGAGAGACACCCACAACUUCACCUUCAUGGGCCUGGCCCCAGGAUACGAGUACUCCCUGGAGGCCAGUGCCACGGCUGGACCGUACCAGGCAGCAGCGCCCAACAUCAGUGGCUGGACACGCCCGCUGCCCCCGGCCACGGUGCGCUUGCUGAGGGGAGACACCCACAACUUCACCUUCACGGGACUGGCCCCAGGAAGCAAGUAUGUGCUGGAGGUGGCAUCCAUGGCAGGGCCCUACCGGACACCUGCAGGGAAUGUCAGCAACUGGACGUACCCCCUGGCACCCCGUAAUGUAUACAUGACGAACCAGGGGUAUCCCAACAGGCUGAGCGUCUCCUGGCGAGCUGAACCCCAGGGACAAGACAGUUACAGGCUCCUCCUCUACCACUCGGGGUCAGGUACUGUGGCAGCCAACGUGUCUGUCGGGAAAGGCAGCAGCAAAUUCACCUUUUCUGGCCUGGCUCCAGGACACAAAUACCUGCUGGAAGUGGUGUCCGUGGCAGGGCCCUACGCAGCCUCUGCGGGGAACAUCAGCGACUGGACGACCCCCUCAGUUCCCAAAAAUCUCUCUGCGGUGGCUGAAGGGAACAACACAAUGCUCAUCUCCUGGCGCAGUGUCUCUGGACAGCAGGACGACUGCCAGCUGUGGCUGCGGGACCCCAGGAACAGCACGCUGCCCUGGCGGCACCCCCUUGGCCGAGGGCAGGUCCAGCACCUCCUCCAGGGGCUGGUCCCAGGGAGGAAUUACUCUGUCUCCUUGAGCUGUGUGGCCGGGCCCUACUGGAGCAGCACCAAACCCUUGGCGGUGCCGAUGGAGCCAAACCCAGUGGAGGGUGUGAGAUGCCUACCGGAGCCAAGGAGCCUUUACUUGAAUUGGAGCAGCUCUCCUGGAGAUGUGGAGGCUUAUGAGGUGGUGACAGAGAGACUCUCUGAUGGACCUCCCACCUCCAAGGAUGUCAUGAGCAUCCCUACAAGCGAGGCCAGUCUGGAGGGGCUGAGGCCAAACUCAUCGUACCGAAUUGUUGUGAGCACAGUGGGCAUGAACACAGUGAGGAGCCGGGCUGUGACUCUGCUCUGCAACACAACAGUGGAGGCCCUGCCUCCACCCCUGCGAGCAGAUAUCUUCCAGGUGGAGGCCAGCUCCACGGUUAUCAUUUCAUCCGACCUGUUCAGCGAGGAGAACGGCCAGAUUGAGUACUAUGGUGUCAUUGCUACCACUAAUGAUUCACUGCUGAGGCCCACCCAGGACAUCAUGUCCAGCACAUGGUAUGACCACUAUUAUGGGACAGAGGACUCCUACCUGGCUGUGCUAAUCCCCAAUCCCUUCCAUCCGAGCCCCAGGAGCUCCCCCGAAACCUGGCGAGUGCCGGUGGGAAUAGAGGAGUGCGGCCAGUCCAGGGCAACGUGCAACGGGAAGCUGAAAGCCAACGAGCAGUACAGGUUCAGCAUCGCUGCCUUCACCAGAUACGACCCAGUAGCCCCUGCAGUGACGUUCACCAUGUUCUCAGCUGCUGGAUCUGGUGCAGACACAACUCCACUCUCAAUGCCGACAAUUGCUGGAAUCGUUGUGGGAUUUCUCUUGACGCUUGCAGCUAUUUUUGCUUUGGUCUACUGGAAACAGCUCAGAGCAAAAAGAAGCAAGAAGAGCAGCCUGCCCCAAGAGAUGGUGACCUACAGCUUGAGAAAUGUCCAUCGGCCAAUUCCCGUACAGAACUUCAAGCAGUACUAUGAGAUGAAGACAGCAAGUGCUAACCACGCUUUUUUCCAGGAAUUUGAGGAGCUGAAGGAAGUUGGGAAGGAGCAGCCAAAGGUGGAGGCCGAGCUCCCAGCCAACGUCUCCAAGAACAGAUAUCCCCACGUGCUGCCCUACGAUCACUCUCGGGUCAAGCUGAGCCAGCUGGGGGAGGAUCCAUACUCAGACUACAUCAAUGCCAACUUCAUGCCUGGCUACACAUCCCAGCAGGAGUUCAUUGCCACCCAGGGGCCCCUGAAGAAAACGAUAGAGGACUUCUGGAGGCUGGUGUGGGAGCAGAAUGUCUGCAACAUCAUCAUGCUGACAGUGUGCAUGGAGAACGGGCGGGUCCUCUGUGAUCAUUACUGGCCAUCCGAAUCUGCCCCAGUCUCCUACGGGCAGGUCCAGGUCCAUCUGCUGACCCAGAGUAGCUCCGAGGAGUGGACCAUGCGUGAGUUCAAACUCUGGCAUGAGGGUCUCCAGGCAGAACGGCAUGUGUCCCACCUGCAUUACACGGCAUGGCCCGACCAUGGCAUCCCGGAGUCCACGACUUCCAUCAUGACCUUCAGAGAGCUGGUCCGGGAGCACAUCCAGAGCACCAAGGAUGCGGGGCCGACCCUCGUGCACUGCAGUGCCGGGGUGGGCCGCACUGGCACCUUCAUUGCCCUGGACCGACUGCUGCAGCAGAUGAAGCAGGAGAAGGUGGUGGACGCCUUUGGUGUGGUUUACGCCUUGCGGAUGAACCGUUACCUGAUGAUUCAGACGCUGUCCCAGUAUAUUUUCCUGCACAGCUGUAUCCUGGAAAAGAUCUUGGAGGAACCACUCCUGGGUUUAUCAGGGACAGAGAGGUCCUGCCCCAUCCCACUGAAAAGCUUCACUCAGCACUAUGCCCAGAAGGCAGCCAAGUCCCAUGUGGGCUUCCUGAGGGAGUACGAGACUCUCCUAGAAGUUGUCAAGGAAGAAGCCAGCUCUGCAACACCAUCUUCAGGCAACCAGCAGACACGGCCCUCUUCCAGCAUCCUUCCGUACGAUCGCUCCAGGGUGAAGUUUUCCCUGCUGGAACAGGGCCCUAUCUCAGGUCUCCUGCAGACGUGGCGUGUCCCGGGCUGCAACUCCAGCAGGGAGUAUCUGGCUGUCCAGGGGCCUGACAAGUUGACCAUGGAGGACUUCUGGACCCUGGUGUGGGAACAGGACGUUCACACCAUCCUAACACUUCUCCCAUGGCAGGAGAAGGGGGAGGUCCCAGGUGAGGUGUGCUGGCCCCUGGAAGGAGACUCUCUCUGCACAAAGAUGCUGACCAUCCAGUGUGGCACAGAGAAGCUCGUCUGCGGGUGGAGGUGUAUCCAGCUCAAAAUCAAACACGAGAAGAAAGCAAAGGAAAGGCAGGUACAACGGUUCCUAUACACGCUCUGGAGCAGCAAGAAACAGCCAGAUGUCCAGAGCCUGGUGGAGCUCCUCACUGCUGUCAGACGGUGCAUGCCCCACCGAAAGAGAGCCGGUCCUCUCCUGCUGCACUGCAGCAGUGGCGUGAGCCAAAUGGGGACACUGAUCUCCCUGGAUUGCCUGUUGCACCAGAUGAAAGCCGAGAGAAUCGUGGAUGUCUAUGGGGUGACCCUCCAGCUGACGAGAAGCUGCUGUCUCAUGACCCCAACACUGGACCAGUACAUGUUCCUGUACACCUGCAUCCGGGACAUCAUCGCUCAGAAACAGCCCUAACACCACUCAGCACCUCCUGGCACCAUCCUGCCCUCCCCCUCUGUAAGAUCCUGUCUGGAGCGAGGUGCUGGGGUGAGAGCACCAUGGGGGUCCUAGCACAGAGCAAGCCCCGAAGCAAGAGGGGACCUACCCUGGCACCGUCACCAACGCGUCCCACAUGG
This is a messenger RNA of Egretta garzetta (little egret), 7013 nucleotides long. RefSeq names its product receptor-type tyrosine-protein phosphatase V-like. Lineage: Eukaryota; Metazoa; Chordata; Aves; Pelecaniformes; Ardeidae. Gene Ontology annotation, biological process: angiogenesis; protein dephosphorylation. The transcript is spliced from 41 exons. The record is from RefSeq and is a predicted model, not a curated record. Gene Ontology annotation, molecular function: cadherin binding; protein tyrosine phosphatase activity.